Molecule: messenger RNA, 2529 nt
Organism: Chlorocebus sabaeus (green monkey)
Lineage: Eukaryota; Metazoa; Chordata; Mammalia; Primates; Cercopithecidae
Source: RefSeq, a predicted model, not a curated record
UGCUGGGAUUACAGGCAUGAGCCACUGCAUCCAGCCAUUUCUUAUAUUUUAGAGAUGCAUUUUGAAGUAUUUAGAGGUGACAUGUUUCAUAAUGUUUAUCAUUUAUUUUAAAACACUUUAGCAUGCAGAAAUAGAUGAAACAAGUAUGGCAAAAAUGUCAAUGUGUUAAAUCUAGGAGACGGGUAUAUGGGCAUUGGAUGCACCAGUCUUUCAACUACUUUUUAAAAAUGUAUGUUUGAAAUGUUCAUAAUAUAAAAUUUAAAAAAUUGAAAAUGGUUUGGUUGAAGGGUCCCCAGGAAAUGCUAUUUCUCAGCCAAGGAAGGGUAAGUUGGCUUUGACUUAUGUUAAGAACCUAUGGCUCCUGGAUUCUUCCUCAAAUGUCUUUUUUUCUUCCCUCUCCCUUCACCCUACCUCCUUUCCAGCCCUCUUUGAUUCCAUGCACAGCAGCCAGGCCUCAGAUAACCCAUUUUCUCCACCACGUACUCUUCAUUCACCUCCCCUACAACUCCAGCAGCGCUCUGAGAAGCCCCCUUGGUACAGCAGUGGCCCUUCUAGCACUGUGUCCAGUGCUGGUCCUUCUUCCCCUACUACAGUAGAUGGUAACUCCCAAUUUGGCUUCAGUGAUCAACCCUCCCUAAAUUCACACGUGACUGAAGAACAUCAAUGCCUUGGGCUGCUCCGGGAGACCCCUGGGAAUGGAGCACAAGAGCUCUCCAUAGAAGGGAAACAAGAGAUUUUUGAACCAAAUCAGUCCCCACAGGUGCCACCUGUGGAAACCAGCCAGCCAUACAAGGAGGUGGCUGAGGAGGUCAGCCAGCCAUGUCAGGAGGUCCCUGACAUCAGCCAGCAAUGCCAGGAGAACCAUGACAAUGGUAACCACACAUGCCAGGAGGUCCCUCAGAUCAGCCAGCCAUGCCAGAAGGCCAGCCAACUGUGCCAGAAAGUCUCUGAGGAAGUUUGCCAGCUAUGUCUGGAGAACCCCGAGGAGGUCAGCCAGCCAUGCCAGGGGGUCUCUGUGGAGGCUGGCAAGCUGGUCCAUAGGUCCCAUGUAGGGGUUGGUGGCUUGGUCCAGGAAACCCCUGUAGAAGUUGGCAGCCCAGCUGAAGAGAUCCCUGAGGAGGUCAGCCAGCCACACCAGGAGUUCUCUGUGGAGGUUGGCAGGCUGGCCCAGGAGCCUUCUGCGAUCAGUCUGUUAUCUCAGGGCAUCCCUGAGAUUGAUAAACCAUCCCAAGAGUUCCCUGAGGAGAUUGAUCUACAGGCCCAGGAGGUCCCUGAGGAGAUAAAUUAGAAGUCCUGGGUGGUCCCUGAGGUGAUCCAUCAGCUGCUUGGAGAGGGUAUUCCUCAAGCCCAGCAUCUAUCUAGUGGUCCAAACCCUCAGAGCCAGUCUCUAGCCCAUGACCAGCACUCACCCCUUCCACCAGCAACAUGUGAUUAAUUUUCUCAUUAGUGGUGUCACACUAUACCAGCCAUUUGAGCCAGCAACCUUUUCUGUUGGCUAACUCACUGGCCAGCUCUCACCAGCAGUGUCUGGGGAAGUAGUUCUCUUGGUAUGAAGCAUACCUGUGCCAGAGCUGUGCUUAAGGAGGAGCCAGUUUUAGGUUCAAAGAAGCCAUUGGCUCUUCACCUAACCAUUAAACUUGAAUAGGAUUUCCUUGGGGUGGGUUGGUCUCUCAUUACCCAGCCUUCUCUGAGCAUCCUAGGAAAUCAUAGAUUGUUAAAGGAAAUGCUGCUUCACUGCUGAAGACACCAUCUGGGGACAGCAAAUGCAAAAGAGGGGACUCUAGGGUCUUCACUUUUCUGGGGAAAUAGUCACGACUUCUCAAGGUAUGCUUAGACCAUAUGUGCAUUCGGGGGACUCUUGUCUUUGCCAGCACUCCUCAGGUGAGCCCAGGAUGGCUAUCUGAAAUGUCUGGAAAAUACAGUCCCCUCCCCAAACAUCUGUCAUGGCCACUAAAUCUUUAGACUUGCCUUAUAGAUCUUUCCAUAUCAUCCCCAAGUGCCCCUUCUGCCUCAGUCCUGUUCCUCUGGGCAAUAGCUCUAGGGAAAAGUAGGUAUUAAACUGCUGUACAAAAUUCAAAGCAACUACUUAAAAUGCUCUAGAGGAUUCUUAGCCAGUCUGUGAAACUGGGCCUCCCUCUGUGGUGGGCUGUUUGGCUUAGGAGAUACUGUAGUAGUAGAGAUAAUCAGGUUCUAUUUUAAGCAAUGAGCAGAGAUCAGUAUUGUACAGAUACAAGCAAAGGUUUAAUAAAUAAAUAUAAAUAUAUAUAUACACAUAUAGAUGUGUGUGUGUGUGUAUAUAUAUAUAUAUAUUUCUGUAGUUGUGCCAGGGACAGACUGGCCAAAGACCAAACACUCCAGGGUCCCCAAGAAAUUUGUCCUUAUAUCAUUGUAUCUGAGGGCCAGAUAUGAUUAUGAAGCUUUUUCCAAAGAUCCAGGGAUGGGAAUGGGAGUGGGUAGGAGGGGUAAUAUGGUCAUUGGAGUCAGGGGCCGGAACAUUAUGAGUGCUCAAUAAAUAUGAAAUAAUGAGAA